Messenger RNA from Mollisia scopiformis, 804 nucleotides. RefSeq names its product Aldo/keto reductase. NCBI's taxonomy places the organism in Eukaryota, Fungi, Ascomycota, Leotiomycetes, Helotiales, Mollisiaceae. The record is from RefSeq and is a predicted model, not a curated record. The transcript has 2 exons. The coding region runs from base 99 to 734 and encodes 211 amino acids.
GUUCCGAUUUAAAACAUUUCUUGGCGAAACACGUGCUGAUCUCAUCUGCAGGGGAAAAUUUGUCCAGCUUGGUAUGGCCAUGACUCUCGUACCAAAAGAUGGAUACUAACACCGCUGCAGGACUCUCAAACUUCACAGCGUUUGAAGUUGCGGAGGUUGUGAUGCACUGCAAAUACAAUAACUGGGUACGGCCCACCAUAUAUCAAGGAAUGUAUAACGUAAUUACGCGAUCCUUGGAGCACGAGCUCAUCCCCGCAUGCAAGCGCUAUGGCCUCUCCGUUGUGAUCUACAAUCCAUUAGCCGGAGGAUUUUUCAGCGGAAAAUAUCAUAGCAAGGAUAUCCCAGCCGAGGGCAGAUACUCCGAUGCAGUUGGAAGGAUGGGCGAAAUGUACCGCAAGCGGUACUUCAAGGACUCGACAUUCGAGGCCUUGAAGAUCAUUGAGCCGGUAGUCGAGAAACAUGGCCUGACAAUGGUGGAGACGGCACUUAGGUGGGUUGUCAACCACUCCGCUUUGAACGUCAAAGACGGCGAUGAUGGGGUCAUUAUUGGCGUGAGUAGCAUGCAACAACUCGAGGAGAAUAUCAAGGAUUGUCAGAAAGGUCUUUUACCGGAGGAGGUUCUCCAAGCGCUCGACAAGGCAUGGAAGAUUUCUCAGCCAGAUACACCAAACUACUGGCACUUGGACCUGAAGUAUACUUAUGAUACCAGAAAGGCACUCUUCGGUAGACCAUAGAUAGGUGCUUCUAGUACCGAAACUAGGAGAUUACCCAAUGUAGACAAAGAGCCGAGCCUUAUCAAUGUCC